AUGAGAUUACAAAAUUCUUCAUCAUCAAACAUUGAAGAAGUUAGGGAGUUUGCAGAAUGGAUUCUACAAGUGGGAUAUGACACAAUGAACACAAUUGAUGAUGCUCAAACCAUGAUAGAAAUACCUCCAUAUUUGUUGAUAGAAGAAUCAUAUGAUCAUGUACUUAGCUUGGUGAAUUUUUCUUAUCCUAAAAUGAUUGCCAACAUGAAAAACCAUCCAUUCUUUGAAGAAAGAGCAAUCUUGGCACCAACCCUUGAGAGUGUUGAGCAUGUCAAUAAUUUCAUGUCUUCUAUGGUUCUUGGUAAUGAGAGGGAAUAUUUGAGUUUUGACAGUACAUGCAAGUCUAAUGAGGACACAAAGAUAGAAGGGGAUUGGUUCACUUCUGAGUUCUUGAAUGAAGGAAAAUGUUCAGGAAUUCCAAACCACAGACUUAAUUUGAAGGUUGAUGUUCCAAUUAUGCUUCUUCGGAAUAUAGACCAAUAUGUUGGUUUAUGUAACGGAACUCGCUUGAUGGUAAUAAAUUUGACCAAAAAUGUCAUUAUAGCACCAAUUCUAACAGGUAAAAAAAUGGGAUAA
This is a messenger RNA of Lotus japonicus, 576 nucleotides long. RefSeq lists its product as uncharacterized. NCBI's taxonomy places the organism in Eukaryota, Viridiplantae, Streptophyta, Magnoliopsida, Fabales, Fabaceae. The transcript has a single exon. Bases 1 to 576 code for a protein of 191 amino acids. The record is from RefSeq and is a predicted model, not a curated record.